This is a messenger RNA of Teleopsis dalmanni, 1085 nucleotides long. Its product is annotated as Werner Syndrome-like exonuclease. Gene Ontology annotation, molecular function: nucleic acid binding; 3'-5' exonuclease activity. Bases 98 to 955 code for a protein of 285 amino acids. The transcript has 6 exons. Gene Ontology annotation, biological process: nucleobase-containing compound metabolic process. The record is from RefSeq and is a predicted model, not a curated record. NCBI's taxonomy places the organism in Eukaryota, Metazoa, Arthropoda, Insecta, Diptera, Diopsidae.
UGCAUAUUUGUAGUGCAUAAUUAUUUACUUCAUUUCUUAUUGACAAUUUAUUGUUUGUGUUAAAAGACUGUACUAUUAACUCAUAAAAUAUAGCAUCAUGUCAAAAAGACUGAAUUCAAAAAGUUUGGAUAACGCUGCUUCUGAUGAAAACGUUGAAAAUCCACCAAAAAGACGCAGUGCAAGAUUGACAAGAAGUACCAAAUCUAUGGCAGACGGCACACCUUCACCAGAAAAAGUAGAGAAAAAAUUGCCAUUUAUUAAAUAUAAAGGAAAAAUAAAAUACUUUACUGAAGGAAAUGAAAUUGCAGAAGCCUCUGAUUUUGUCAUGCAAUGGGUUGACAAACAAACACAUUUAGAAGUGGUUCCACUGUCCUUUGAUAUGGAGUGGCCAUUUUCAUUCCAAACAGGACCGGGAAAAUCGUCUGUUAUACAAGUUUGUGUUGAAGAAAAUUGCUGUUAUGUGUUUCAUUUGACUAAUCUUAAAAAACUUCCAGCUGCUUUAAUGGCUUUGUUGAAGCAUCCCAAAGUUAGAUUACAUGGUGUGAACAUAAAGAAUGACUUUCGGAAAUUGGCACGAGAUUUUCCUGAAGUGAAUGCUGACAUCCUAAUUACGAAAUGCGUAGAUUUGGGAUUGUGGUGCAAUGAAGUUUGUGAAACUGGUGGCCGCUGGAGUCUUGAGCGUUUAGCAAAUUAUAUUGCUGAGAAGGCAAUGGAUAAAAGUAAAAAGGUACGCAUGAGUAAAUGGCAUGUAAUUCCGCUGGACGAGAAUCAGUUAAUGUACGCAGCUAUCGACGUUUAUAUUGGACAAGUUAUUUAUCGAGAGUUGGAAAGACGUGAAAAAAUUAAAAAAACCAAUGAAGAAGAGUUUUUAAGGAAAAAUGGAGAAACUGCAUUUAAAGCGGUAAAGGCGUUAGGAGAGACAUUCUUGAAUACUGAAAAUGAAAUUAAAAUUUAGUUAUUCUUAAAACAAUUAAAUUUUAUUUAAUUAUUUUACAGUUUUGUGUAUUCCACUAAAACUUUUUGUAGACGAAUUUUUUUGGGCUUCAGCCUCCUAGCGUAAUUAGUUUACAAUUUUUAACAUAUCG